AACAUCUUGAAACCCUUUAAUGGCUGAAACCACAAUUUUCAUCUACAUUGUCAAACGGGUCUAGUGCAUAGUCACCGUACUGAGAGACUCAAAUUAUAGAUAAGAACUGAAGCAAAUCGAGAAAGGUUUUCUUCUCUUGAUCUGGUUUUGUGUAGUUUUCUGGCUUCUUCCUUUUUUUCUGCAGUGGGUUCAUGGAAUUGUAGAUGGGUUCUCUGGAAGUUGGGGUUCCACAGAAAAGAACUGCUCCUUUGCUUCGUUCUUUGCCGUCAAGCAGAAGCGAUCGACACUCAUUUCUUCAGAGACCCAGAUCAAGAUUUGCUCGGUUUCUACUGUUCGAGAAGGUUAACUACCAACAAUGGAUUUUCAUUGUUGUUGUCUUCUUAGUCGUUGUUGUUCUAUUCCAGGCGUUUUUACCUGGCUCUGUGCCGGAGAAGGCCGGUGUUUCUUUUCAAGAAAUAGGAACAGUCUCCAAGGACUGGAUGGUCUUAAAGGGGAUGGGCAGAUUAGAUUUCGGGGAGGGUAUCCGGUUUGAGCCGUCAAAGCUUCUGGAGAAGUUCGAAAGAGAUGCUAGAGAGUCGAAUUUAUCUUCAGCUUCAAGCAGGCCGUUGGUGCGUUCUGGAAUCAGAAAGCCGCAGCUUGCUUUGGUCCUCGCAGAUCUAUCGUUGGAGCCUGGACAGCUGCUGAUGGUCAGUCUUGCUGUUUCUUUGCGGGAGAUUGGGUACGCAAUUGAGGUUUACUCACUGGAAGAUGGUCCCGUGCAUACUGUUUGGAGAAGCAUAGAAGUGCCUGUCAAUAUUCUUCAAACAAGUAACAAGGCAGAGAUCAAUGUGGACUGGUUAAACUAUGAUGGCAUACUUUUGAAUUCUCUGGAAGCCAGGGGUGUUUUAUCAUGUCUUGUCCAGGAGCCUUUCAAAUCUUUGCCUGUUAUAUGGACGAUCCAUGAAAGAUCACUAGCUACCCGGUUAAAUCAAUACAUUUCAAAUGGGCAGAUUCAGCUUCUCAAUGACUGGAAGCAAGCUUUCAACCGAGCUACUGUUGUUGUCUUCCCAAACUAUUUGACACCGAUGAUGUAUUCGACAUUUGAUGCUGGAAACUACUUUGUUAUUCCGGGCUCUCCAGCUGAAGCUUGGGAAGCGGAUAAUUUCCUUGCCUUGUACAGUAGGGAUGACUUGCGAGUCAAACUGGGUUUCAAACCGGAUGAUUUCAUUGUUGCCAUUGUUGGAAGUCAAUUUUCAUAUAGUGGCUUGUGGUUGGAGCACAGCCUUGUUUUGCAGGCCUUAUUACCUCUUCUUGAUUCUGAUUCUCGUGUCAAAGUCGGUAUCUUAAGUGGGAACUCAAACUACAAAGUGGCUAUGGAGGCAAUUGCUCUUAACUUGGGAUAUCCAAGGCGCAGUGUGAAGCACAUUGGCAUUGAUGAGGAUGGGAAGAGAUUUCUCAGCACAACUGAUCUUGUGAUAUAUGGAUCCUUUCUCGAAGAGCAAUCUUUUCCAGAUAUCUUGGUUCAAGCGAUGUGCUUUGGAAAACCAAUUAUUGCCCCAGAUCUUUCCAUGAUUAGGAAAUAUGUUGAUGACAGGGUGAAUGGGUUUCUUUUUCCAAAGGAGAACAUCAGAGUUCUGACGCAGGUUCUAUUCCAAGCAGUUUCAAAUGGAAAAUUAUCCCCACUGGCGCAGAAUAUUGGAUCAAUUGCAAAGGGUCCUGCAAGAAAUUUAAUUGUUUCUGAAACCAUUGAAGGGUAUGCUUCACUCCUAGAAAAGGUUCUCAAGUUCCCAUCAGAGGUUAUGCAUCCUAAGGAUGUUGCUGAGGUUCCUCCAAGGUUGAAAGAGGAAUGGCAAUGGCAUCUCUUUGAAGAUAUUGUAGAUCCAAGAUAUUUAAAUACAACUUCUAUGAGUUACAGCUUUCUUGACAAGAUUGAGGAGAUCUGGAACCAUACUCAGAUGGAGAGUUCUGGUGUGAGAAGUUUGAUAGAUGAUUCUUUCUCCUAUAGCAUUUGGGAGGAAGAAAGACAUAUUGAGAUGGUGAAUGCCAGAAAGAGACGAGAAGAAGAGGAGUUGAAGGGUAGAACUGAUCAACCCCGUGGAACAUGGGAGGAAGUGUAUCGAAGUGCUAAAAGGGUUGAAAGGUUAAGAAAUGUUUUACAUGAAAGAGAUGAUGGGGAGCUUGAAAGGACAGGGCAACCAUUGUGCAUCUAUGAACCUUACUUUGGGGAAGGGACGUGGCCUUUUCUGCACCAUAGUUCACGAUAUCGUGGAAUUGGUUUGUCCACAAAAGCUCGGAGACCAGGAGCAGAUGACGUGGAUGCACCAUCUCGUCUUCCACUUCUUAAUGACCCUUAUCACCGAGACAUCCUUGGUGAAUUUGGGGCCUUCUUUGCUUUGGCUAACAGGAUCGAUCGUGUACACAAGAACGCUUGGAUAGGUUUUCAGUCUUGGAGAGCAACUGCAAGGAAGGUUUCUUUGUCUAAUAUUGCUGAAAGGGAAUUGCUAGAAGCCAUCGAAGCCCGGAGGCAUGGGGAUACCCUCUACUUUUGGGUCUCUAUGGAGAAGGAUCCUAGAAACCGAUUGCAACAAGACUUUUGGUCCUUCUGUGAUGCAAUAAACGCUGGAAAUUGUAGGUAUGCGGUUUCUGAAGCUCUUCGAAGGAUGUAUGGCCUAAAGAAAGAUUGGAAUUCCUUGCCACCAAUGCCAGAGGAUGGGGACACCUGGUCUGUCAUGCAGAGCUGGGUUUUGCCAACUCGGUCCUUCCUCGAGUUUGUCAUGUUCUCAAGAAUGUUUUUUGACUCAUUGGAUGCACAAAUGUAUGAUGAGCAUCAUCGCAGUGGGCACUGUUAUCUCAGUUUGUCAAAGGAUCGGCAUUGCUAUUCUCGUGUACUUGAGCUGCUUGUGAAUGUCUGGGCAUACCACAGUGCAAGGCGGAUGGUAUAUGUGAACUCGGAGACUGGUGCAAUGCAGGAGCAGCACAGGUUGAAAAGCAGGCGAGGUCAGAUGUGGGUCAAAUGGUUCUCAUACACUACACUAAAGGGAAUGGACGAGGACUUGGCUGAAGAAUCAGAUUCUAACCAUCCCACUCGGCGGUGGUUGUGGCCAUUAACCGGUGAGGUUUUCUGGCAAGGUGUGUAUGAGAGGGAGCGGAAUCUACGACAAAAACAGAAGGAGAAGAGGAAACAACAGAGUAAGGAAAAGAUCUCAAGAAUUAGGGGGCGGACUCACCAAAAAGUAAUAGGGAAAUACGUUAAGCCCCCGGUUGAGGAGAAACCUGGAGACUCAAAUUCGACAGUGGUGGCAAUGGCUGUGGGGUAGAAUACACUCAUGGUGGUUGAUACCCAUAACUAACUGGUGAAUCAAUAUUCUGAGUUGAAAAUUCUCUUCUGAUCUUCCUUUUUUUUGUUUUUGUUUGGGGAGGGGGGGGGGGGGGCAAGGUCUGUAAGAUGUAUUUUAGGGUUUUGUUUGUAACAACUGCAUCCUUCUGGUCACUGAAGCCUUCAAAAUGCUUCAAAGAUGUAAAUUGGGUUUCAUUUUUUAAAAUUUUUACCCAUUCUUUGAUCAAAUUUACCUCACUUAUGUA
Molecule: messenger RNA, 3561 nt
Organism: Telopea speciosissima
Lineage: Eukaryota; Viridiplantae; Streptophyta; Magnoliopsida; Proteales; Proteaceae
Exons: 14
Coding region: 204-3296 (1030 amino acids)
Molecular function (GO): glycosyltransferase activity
Source: RefSeq, a predicted model, not a curated record